AAUAAGUUGCACUGAAAUUUACCUUUGAUGGUAGUUACAAUACGAUUAGAACUAAAGUCUACCAUUCUAUUUUUACGUAAUUUACAAAUAUUAUAAAACUCCGUUUUGAUGGACUCUUAUCAGAUUUGGAAUAUGAUUGUUACGUUUCUUUCAACUGAACUCAAUCGUAAAAAAAAAACCUGGAUUUAGACUGCAUGGGUCAAGUGACAUAAUUCCUAUUACAGUGGUGCCUUGAAGAUACGAGUGACCCGACUGACGAGUUAUUCGAGAUACAAGCCUUGGUCUGACCGUUUUUUUUACUUUGACUUGCAAGUGCAGACUUGGGAUACAAUCGCUUUAUGGUGGCAGUGAACUCAUCUCAACGUACAUUACAAUAAGAGGCAGUUUGGCAACAGUGAACAAUUUGUCAAAAAGAACCACUCGCACUUACAUUCACACCUACGGGCAAUUUCGAGUCUUCAAUUAACCUACCAUGUAUGUUUUGAGGAUGUGGGAGGAAACUGCAGUACCCAAAGAAAACUCACGCAGGCACGGGGAGAACAUGCAAACGACACACAGCCGAGGCCGCAUUUGAACCCGGGUCCCAUAACUGUGAGGCAGAUGUGCGAACCAGUCGACUGCCAUAUAGCAUACAAGUUUCAGCUUUUGAAAUAAAUUAUUGAAAUAAAUGGACUUUCCCUCGAUAUUCAAAUUUUUGGGAAAAUACCUGUAUACUGUACACCUGGAUCUACUCAAACAACACAAACGCAUUAAAAAGACACCACCUUUAAAAGACUGCAUCAAUUAUUGGUUAAGAAAAACACAGUAAUUACCGAUGGCGCCCAUUGGACUACAGUAAUACACAGGUUACCUUCAUUUAAGGUUAACUAAACAGUAUGUAACAUUAAGUAUUUCUUUGCUUACUGUCGGAAACCUCGCAAUACCAAAAACCACUACUUUUUCAGAAACAAAAAAAAAAGAUAUUUCUUGAGCUACCUAAUACAGCAUUUUUCAAGUUGAUAUUAUAGCUUAUUCCUCUCAACUCUUACGCACCAACAUCAACCCACCUCCCCAAACUUAUGUUGAAUCAUUAAUAUAAUUCUCUAAAAAUGGACGCCUGACGUCGCCAGCAAUGCCCAUACUCUGCCAUUGUGCCGAGGCCCCCAACAAGAAAAAGGGCUUUGUCAACCAAAGAAUAUGGCAAUGGUUACAUACAGAGGGUACGGGAAGUAUUCAGACCCCUUACAUUUUUCACUCUUUGUUAUAUUGCAGCCAUUUGCUAAAAUCAUUUAAGUUCGUAUUUUUCCUCAUUAAUGUACAUAUAGCACCCCAUAUUGAUAGAAAAAAAAAACUGAAUUGUUGAAAUUUUUGCAGAUGUAUCAAAAAAGAAAAACUGAAAUACCACACUUCCAUAAGUAUUCCGACCCUUUGCUCAGUAUUUAGUAGAAGCACCCUUUUGACCUAAUACAGCCACGAGUCUUUUUGGGAAUGAUGCAACAAGUUUGGGGAUCCUCUGCCAUUCCUCCUUGUAGAUCCUCUCCAGUUCUGUCAGGUUCGCUGGUGAACAUUGGUGGCCAGCUUUUUUCAGGUCUUUCCAGAGAUGCUCAAUUGAGUUUAAGUCAGGGCUCGGGCUGGGCCAUUCAAGAACAGUCACAGAAUUGUUCUGAAGUCUAAUCAAGACCAAUCAGUAUAAUCAAACACAGCUGGACUCCAAUGAAGGUGUAGAACCAUCUCAAGGAUGAUCAAAAGAAAUGGACAGCACCCAAGUAAAAUAUGAGUGUCACAGCGAAGGGCCUGAAUACUUAGGGCUGUGAUAUUUCAGUUUUUGUUUUUUAAUAAACCUGGGUGCUGUGUGUACUGUGCUGUGUGAGGAAAACAAUCGCCUUCACAGCGAUCUAUUGAAAGUAAUGACCGUGUCAAAUCGUAAUAUAUGAUCCGUUAUACGUUGUGGUAAAUUGUUUUAUAUAUUACUAAAUAUAUACACAUGUAACUUUAGAUAUUAGUUCCACGAACAAGUGCAUAUUUACAGUUUGUAUGUUCAAAUUGACCAGCCACUCGAUAAUAAAUCAUUGGGUUUAAAAUGUUUCGGUCAAUUUCAUAGCAAACAUCAGCUCACUAAAGUUUCAUAUUUCAAAAAUAUUUACAUGGCCUCAUUCAACUUCAGUUGGAAGAUUAUAUUUGUUUAAUGGCUAUAGUCUCUUACUCUACUGAAGAUAUAUGUGGCAUGUGCAAAUUUUAGACGUUUGAUCUGAUUACACUAAUCAUUAAUCAUCGCAGAGACACACUGCCAUCUUGUGGACAAGGUGCCCGCUAAUAGUUUGUUUUUUAACCAUUGUAGUUCAGUGCAAUCAUGACUUUGAAAGUGAUUUAUAGGUAGAGUGGUUGUAGUGUACGUUUAAAAAGUUGGAUUCAUUACUAUUCAUCGUAGUGGAAGAGUCAUUCUGGGUUUGAUUCUCUGCUUGGACCUUUCUGUGUGGAGUUUGUAUGUUCACGGUGCGCUUGUGUGGGUUCUCUCCAGGGACCUAACCUUCUCCCAAAGUCUACAAACGUGUGUGAGGCCAUAAGUGUGAAUGUGAAGAACUCAAUUUUGUGUUUGACUCGUGAUCGGUCCGUGGUGUACCCUGCAUCAAAGCCAGCUAGGUUAGACUCCAGCUCCCCGUAACUGUGAAUGGUUGUCCCAUUCAGUAGUAUUAAAAAAAGGAUACAUGGAUUAUUUUUUAUGUUCCAAAUUAUUGUUUUUAACUUGAACGUUAGUAAAGGUAUGUAAACACUUGAGGCAUUUUUUUUCCCUUCUAAUACAAACCUGCAUAUGGAUAUUUUCAAUAGUUAUAUUUUGGAGUUGGCAUAUAGAAUGCAGCAAUUUGUGAGAAAUGCAGGUUGGAACAUCUAAUGGUGUUUUGUUGUUGUUUUACACAACAGGAUGUACGACCAGCAUGGUGGAAGAUUGGUUAGCACGGCUGCCUCACAUUUCUGAGGUUUGGCAUUCGAAUCUCUGUGCCUUCUCGGUUACAGUUUGCAUGUUCUCGCUGUGCAUGCUUUUUCUCUGGUUAUUCCAAUUUCCUCCCAUAUUCCAAAAACAUGCAUUUGGUUCCUUAAAGACUCAAAAUUGUUCUUAGGGGUCAAUGUGAGCAUGAAUCGUUGUUUUUCUAUAUGAGUCCUGGCUGGCAAAUAGUCCAGUAUGUACUCCACCACUUACCCAAAGUCAACUGGGAUAGGCAAUUCUGAGGAAAAGCGGCAUAGUAAACGGAUAGAUGGAUGGAUGCAUGGACGGACCUACGACUGGACAAUGUGACAAUAAAAUUACCUUUAAGAUACUUUCUCAGUAGUUAAAUUCCCUUUAUUGGCAUACUGUGUUGUGAAGAGAUAUUCACAUUUAGAAAAGGCCAUUAGGCCACAUCAAAAGAUUAUCUGCAUGACAACACGGGGGUUGCAGUAGCUCAUCUGUAAGGAGUUGAGUUUUGGAACUGGAGGGUCACGGGUUGAGUCACGCUGCGGAUUGAUUUAAAAAAAAAAAAAAAAAAAAAGGCAACUAGUUGUUUGAGAGAUGCUAGUCUUCUUCCUGACUACUGUCAAUGUGCCCUUGAGCAAAGCACCUGCACCCAUAGCUCAAGAGAUGCACCACUGUUUAACCUUUUCCUUCUUUGCAUCUCUCUUUGUAUAGCUUAAUCUGUGUGAUUCUGUUCUCUGUGGUGUGCAACACAAUAUAUACAACAAGAGUUCACGUUUUAAAAAAUCCAUUGAGGUUAUAAUAAAAUAAAUAAUAACAAUAAUAAAAUAACUUUUAACAAGUUAUACAUGUCAGGUACUGUCACUUCAACGGUGACAGUACAUGUCAAUUGUAUGUUUUAAGACGUAUGCAAAAGUGACACCUUGAUUGUUUUAUAAAAUUAUAUUUCAUCUUAUGUGGUAUCUAUUUAGUCAAACUGAUUCAUUUCCAAUAAUGCUGCUUGUAGACAAAUCGAAAUAUCUUGUCAAAGUUGUUGUGUUGUUAUACAGAAAAUGUUGAAGUUAACUUUAAAAGUGCAUCUUUGUUGGGGUUAAAAGCUUCCUCGUUGCAGCUAGUUGACGUCUUUACGCGAGUAGGGAGAGCAACGGAAGGAUUUCCUGUGUCGGCCGCGGAAGAAUACAUACCAUCACUGGUGUCGUUGCCUAACCAUUUGAAUUCGACGAUUUCCUACGAGCGGCGGAGUGAUUUGAGAGAGUUGCUUCCCGUCCAAUUCAGUGAGAAGUCAAUGUGAAGCUUCAGCAAGGGGAAACAUGGCGACUUCGCAACGUGACGGGCACGCAAACCAGCUCGAUCUACUCAUCAGAGCCGUCGAGGCUUCUGUCCAUGGCAUCAAUGUGCACUGCUCUGACAAAACCAUCGAGGCUGCAGAGGCUCUGCUUCACAUGGACUCACCAUCCAGUGUCAGAGAAGCCUGCAGUCCAGACGUUUUUAUCCCGCCAUAUGUAGCAACACCAGAGUUCCUCCAUGCCGCCAUGCGUCCGGACAUCGCAGAGACGGAGGUUGAGAUAUCAACGGAGGACUGCUGCGAUGAUGACGACGAUGACGACGAUGACGAUGAUGACGAAGAUCUAGGAACCCUGAUAGAGGAGCCAGAGGCGGAACGGGACCAUGCGCCUGUCAGGAGAAGGAGAGCUGGACGGAAACUAAAAACGCACCAGUCCUAUUCUAACGGCUCAGUUGAAAUCGGUCUCAGGAAGAAAUCAAGAGAAGGCAAAGGAAGCACCAUCUACUUGUGGGAGUUCCUGUUGGACCUCCUGCAGGACAAGAACACCUGUCCGAGGUACAUUAAGUGGACACAGAGGGAGAAGGGCAUCUUCAAGCUAGUGGACUCCAAGGCCGUGUCGAAGCUGUGGGGCAAACACAAGAACAAGCCAGACAUGAACUAUGAGACCAUGGGACGGGCACUCAGAUAUUACUACCAGCGUGGCAUCCUUGCCAAAGUGGAGGGCCAGCGUCUGGUUUACCAGUUUAAAGAGAUGCCUAAAAACAUCGUGAUCAUUGACGACGACAAGGCCGACAUGUCUGUUGCCGAAGGCCCGGCGGACUCUGAGACGACGGCGUCCUGCGAGCGCAUCCUGCAGCCGCCGGACGUGAUGUUGAAGGUUCCCGAGCUGUCCCCAAGAAAACCCAACAUCCUGCGGGGCGGCAACCGAGGCAACGUGGGUCAAUCUCCUGUUGCUGCGGGCAACAAAACCGUGGCGGCAGGCGCCUCGAGGACGGUGAUUGCGUCGGGAGACAGGAGCCGGAAUCAACAGGCGCCUGUCCUUUGUAACGCUUCCGGGCCCAGGACGGUGCGAGUCGCCAUGCAGGUGCCGGUCGUUAUGACAUCACUGGGCCAGAAGAUCUCUACAGUUGCAAUGCAGCAGCCGGCAGUAAGAACGGGUGCAGCUGGCCAUACUACACUCCUGUCCAGUGCUUCUGCUAUUGGUGCUGCUGCCGGAGGCGCCAACUCUCAACAGAAGGUUGUGAUCCAGACCAUCCCCACUAUGGUCCCAGCCACAGCAGAGAAUGGCGAGAAGAUCACCGUCCAGCUGGCCAAGAUCAUCACUAUCCCGGCUCAUCAGUUAACGCAGUGUCAGCUGCAGACCCCCACAGGCGCAGCCAAGCCUGGCAUCAGCCUCCUGGGAAGCCCCCUGACCGUCCAAACCCUGACCCCGGUCAGUGUGGCGUCGGGAGCGCAGGUGAUGAGACUAUCUGUGCCCACGCCGGCGCAACAGCAGACUCUGGUGGUGUCGCAGUCGGGCGGCGGCACGGCGGGCGGCGUCACGGUAUCGUCGGCCAACCGGGCCGUGGCGGCGCAGCCCCGCAUCAUUAGCGGGCUUUUCAACAGUUCCGAGCUGGUUGUGGGAGGGGACGAGCUCAAAGCCGCCGGCGUCCCGGUCCAAGCGGUUCGGGUGCCCGUGACGGUCGCGAUCCCACAGAAUAAAGGGACUGCCAAAAUUGUCCAGGCGGACGCGUACACCAAACUGCAGACCCCCGAGGUGGGAAAGACUGAAGAGCCUGAGUGUUGAGAUCUACCAAUCUUUUUUGCCCCCAAGUCAGUCACCUUGUACAUGAAACCAUUUUUAUUACUCUUGUGAUAACCAGCAGCAGUUAGACAGACUUUAAAUGGUUCCUCAACGCUUGUUUUUUUUGGAGGGGGGGUCGGAAACGUCAUCCUCCAAUACUGCUGCCAGAAGUGUUUCUAAGCCAAGCCUGUAAAGUGAAACUGUUUCACACGGAGGCCAACAUGCAAAUAGGAACACACAAAAAAAUAGGAACACACAAACUUGAACGGGACCAACCCAGAUCACUACGGCUAUCGUCACCGCCAAGCCUCAUUAGGAAAAAUGUAUUCAACUCUGAAACUGAAACACUACAACCCAUUUGAACAGAACUGCAAUGUAAUCUAACCGGUUAAAAAAGCAAAACAGAACAAACAAACCAAAAAGACUAUGGAGCUGCAAUAACACAUUUGUUAGAAGCCUGAUUGAUUUAUUUUUUUUUCUUGUGCAAUUGUUAAACCAGCAAUUUGUACUUCAGUCACAGUGCACAUCAAAUGUGUGUCUGUGUGUGGUGCUACAUGGGUCCCGAAAGAGUAUAAAUAACAAUAUAAAUGUAGAUGGCUACUAUACCAUUUACAGAGCUAACGAUAACCGAGCAGCCUUUGAUUUAAAUUUUGACAUCCAUCAUGUACUAUAGGAAAUGACUCCGUUUUUUUUUUGUUUGUGUUUUCAUAACUUUUACCAAGCACAGUAUUACAGAAACAAGAGGAUCUAACAUUUGAGUGUAGCUGUGAGUUUUGGGAUAAAAUGCACUGGUUUAUGUUUGUAAAUCUAAGGACGAAUCAGUUUCUUAUUUCAAAGAGACUGACUAAUUAGUAGUCAACAAAUUUCCGUCAAAUAUGUAAAGAGCAAUGUCUUUUUUACUAGUCCUGAAAUUGGCUGUAGGACUAGAACUAAAUCAUGCAAACUAUAUACAGCUGACUUAAUGAAAUCAGCUGUGAGAUGUAAACGGCACAGUGCUUUAUAUCAACAAUCUCAAUUUUCACUCUGUGUGAUCAGAAUUGCGAGCCUGACGGAUUUCACUGUACUUUGUUCAUUGAGGGUUUAAAAAUUUCUUAACUUUAAAUUUUUUUUUUUUUUUUUUUUUAAACUGAUAGUUGACUUUGAGCCAGUGCCCACUGCCAUGUCGGAGAUAAAAUAUCAAUAGGAAUAUGUAUAUAACCACAAUCUUUUUAAAUUGCUAACAUGUAUUAAGUAUACUGAAUGUGAUGUCAGUCUCCAAGUCCCAGGUCACUUAAAAAAAGGUCUUUUUUUGUUUUCUGUCACGCUGGCCCUACAACUACAUUUCAUUUUUUGAUAAAAAUCUAGAUAUAAAAAGAGGGAAAAUACCGAAGUUUGUGUUCAGACUGAACUGUUUGUAUAUUCAACAUUUGAAGUAUAUUCUAUUUUGUUGUACUCUUGUUUCAAAGUGUAUUAAAGUAGAUUUUACUGAAACCUUGCAACUUGUUUUUUAUAGUUUGUUUGGGGGAAGAGAAAUGCUUGAGAAACUUAAAACGUACUCCCCGAAAAUGACAGAAUUACAAGUAUCAUUUAUGUAACUACAUGCUACUGCAGUACUCCGAGCUUAUUCAACCUGGGAAGCUGUUGAG
This is a messenger RNA of Phycodurus eques (leafy seadragon), 7619 nucleotides long. It is a transcript of the gene elf2b, whose product is annotated as E74-like factor 2b (ets domain transcription factor). Bases 4237 to 5997 code for a protein of 586 amino acids. Gene Ontology annotation, biological process: cell differentiation; regulation of transcription by RNA polymerase II. Gene Ontology annotation, molecular function: DNA-binding transcription factor activity, RNA polymerase II-specific; sequence-specific DNA binding. The transcript has 8 exons. The record is from RefSeq and is a predicted model, not a curated record. NCBI's taxonomy places the organism in Eukaryota, Metazoa, Chordata, Actinopteri, Syngnathiformes, Syngnathidae. Gene Ontology annotation, cellular component: nucleus.